Messenger RNA from Phaethon lepturus (White-tailed tropicbird), 1652 nucleotides. It is a transcript of the gene EPB41L2, whose product is annotated as erythrocyte membrane protein band 4.1-like 2. The record is from RefSeq and is a predicted model, not a curated record. The annotation marks the transcript as partial. Gene Ontology annotation, cellular component: plasma membrane; cytoskeleton. Gene Ontology annotation, molecular function: cytoskeletal protein binding. The transcript has 10 exons. NCBI's taxonomy places the organism in Eukaryota, Metazoa, Chordata, Aves, Phaethontiformes, Phaethontidae.
AGUGUAAGGUUUGACAAUGACAACUGAAGUUGGCUCAGAGACUGAAGUAAAGAAAGAUUCUGAGCAGCUGGGACCAGACAAAGCCAAUGACAACCCUGAAGAAGCAUCAGAGACUCCAGAAAAUCAAAAGUCCGGGGAAGCAUCCUCUGAAGAAGCUCAAGAUUCUUCCUCUGUCCCAGCACCAACUAGCCAAAGUAGUCCAAGUAGCCAGAAGAAGGAAAAAGCUUCACCUGAAAGCAAGGGUAUUUCUCGUUUCCUUCCCCCCUGGCUUAAGAAACAAAAAUCAUACACCUUGACAGAGCCCAAAGAUGAGGCCAAGAAAAGGACCACAGGGAAAGAACAAGUAAUUGAAGAAAGUGAAUGCCAGACAGCAGAGGGGGUGGCUCAGCCAAAAAAGAGCUUAGAAGAAGCAGCAGCUGAAAAUCAGCAUAAUGUUAAAGCAGACGACAAGGAAGAAAAACACUCUGUUAGUAGUGCUGAAACACAGCCUGCCAAAGAAGAUGGUAAAGGAACGGAAGUGGAGAAAGUUGCAGAGGAAAAGGAAGAAAAACAAGAAGAAAAAGAAAAGGAGACAAAAGAAGUGCAGACAGCUGAAAUUAAAACAGAAAACAUUCCUCAGAAGUCUCCUAGGAAAAUUAAAACUGUGCAGUGUAAAGUGAUGCUUCUGGAUGGCACGGAAUACAGCUGUGACCUAGAGAAAAGAGCAAAAGGCCAAGUGCUGUUUGACAAAGUGUGUGAACAUCUCAAUUUACUGGAAAAGGACUAUUUUGGACUGUUGUUUUAUGAGAAUUCAGAACAGAAGAACUGGCUAGAUUCUUCAAAGGAAAUUAAGAGACAAAUUCGAAGUUUACCUUGGAUAUUUACGUUUAAUGUGAAGUUUUAUCCUCCUGAUCCUUCGCAGUUGACUGAAGACAUCACUAGAUAUUUCUUGUGCCUACAGCUUCGACAGGAUAUUGCUUCUGGUCGACUGCCAUGUUCUUUUGUGACUCAUGCCCUCCUUGGUUCAUAUACCCUGCAGGCUGAGCUGGGUGAUCAUGAUCCAGAGGAGCAUCGCAGUGACUAUAUCAGUGAAUUCCAAUUUGCACCCAAUCAAACUCAAGAAAUGGAAGAGAAAGUAGCUGAGCUACACAAAACACACAGGGGCUUGACUCCAGCACAGGCGGAUUCCCAGUUCCUAGAAAAUGCUAAGAGACUCUCCAUGUAUGGAGUGGAUUUGCAUCAUGCCAAGGAUUCUGAAGGCGUGGAUAUCAUGCUGGGUGUAUGUGCUAAUGGACUGCUCAUUUACAAAGACAGACUCCGGAUCAACCGCUUUGCUUGGCCAAAAAUUCUGAAGAUUUCCUAUAAGCGAAGUAAUUUCUACAUCAAAGUCAGGCCAGCAGAACUGGAACAAUUUGAGAGCACUAUUGGGUUCAAACUGCCAAACCAUCGGGCUGCUAAAAGGUUAUGGAAGGUUUGUGUGGAGCACCAUACUUUUUUCAGACUUGUAUCACCAGAACAGCCUCCAAAAGCAAAGUUUCUAACCUUGGGUUCCAAGUUCCGCUACAGUGGACGUACACAAGCACAGACGCGACAGGCUAGCAACCUCAUAGACAGACCAGCUCCAUACUUCGAACGCACUUCAAGCAAACGUGUUUCCAGGAGCCUUGAUGGAG